GACUACAACGACAGAAAAACAGAACAUACAGAGCUCCCCAUUUUUUUUUCACAAGUGUUUUGUUAUCAUUUAUUUUAUUAUACAUUCGUUAAUAAUAAUUGCGGGAUCUUUUUUAAGAUCUCUUCGAGUAUUAAUAUUUUUCAAUAGUAUUUAUAUUAAUUAUAAAAUAUCCCUCCGUACUUGCCAGUAUUUUACUGAAUUUUCUUGCCAUUUUCAUGAAUAAACUUCUUCUUUCUUUAACAUUAACUUCUAUCAAACCCAACCCAAUCGAAGUCGUCACGGUGCGGGCACAAUCAACUCAAGAAAUUCCCUAAAAUUCUAAUAAAAACUUGGCUCUUACUCACCACAUCACUGGCUUUUUUCUUAAAAAGUGAAAUCGCAUUCGACAGACAGAAUAGAAGCUAACAAGUGUUGCACUUGCACUUGGAAGCAUUCUUUGAGUUCCAAAGUAUUUUUGUGUUUUCAAUAAGAAAACAAGAAAUAUGAGUCGUCAACGACAACAAUCACAACAGCUCGAUCUAGAAUCGGCAAAUGGAUCGCGCCAACAAGAAGAAAUUCCAUUACAACGAAUGAUUUCGGUGCCGGAAGCCGAAGACCGACAAAGAAUUAGAAGAAUUUUCGAUAAUCAUGACACCGACAACGAUGGCUACCUCGACGUUGGAGAACUUAAACUUCUCAUUGCACAAGGACUCUGUCAAGACAUACCACAAUCUAUGGCAAAAAAUAUUAUUCAACUAUCAGAUGAGGACAGAAAUGGACGCUUGGAUUUUGAAGAGUUUUAUAAACUUUCUGUUAGAAACCGCUGGAUGCUGACCAGUUAUAUACAUAGUUAUUGUCGAAUGGUUGUACCAAGACGAGAACAAAUACAAGGCGAUCAAAUCGAUGGAGCCUACGAAAGACAAAUGUCAUUCUGUCCACCACCACUUACAAUGAUAAUUUUCUCAAUGGUAGAGAUCAUUAUGUUCAUGAUAGAUGUUAUUUAUUUCAAAGACGAUCCGAAACAGUCACAACACAUUGGUGAAAGCACUAAAGGACCCGCUGCUACUUUAUUCAUCUUCAAUCCAUACCGAAGAUAUGAAGGAUGGCGUUUCGUCAGCUAUAUGUUUGUUCAUGUAGGAAUAAUGCAUCUUUUCAUGAACCUUGUCAUUCAAAUUUUCCUUGGGAUUGCUCUCGAAUUGGUACACCACUGGUGGCGAGUUGCCUUGGUUUAUCUUGCCGGUGUAGCUGCUGGAUCAAUGGGAACUUCACUAAGCAGCCCAACUAUUUAUCUUGCCGGUGCAUCAGGAGGCGUUUAUGCUCUUAUCACAGCCCACAUUGCCACAAUAAUUAUGAACUUCUCAGACAUGGACUACGCAAUUGUACAACUUUUUGUAUUUUUGAUUUUCUGCUUUACCGAUCUGGGAACCUCAAUAUAUCGCCAUUUAAACGAUAAGCACGACCAAAUUGGCUAUGUAGCACAUUUGUCAGGAGCUGUAGCUGGUCUGCUAGUGGGCAUUGGAGUGCUACGCAAUCUUAAAGAACGUCGUUGGGAACGCAUUCUCUGGUGGAUUGCAGUUACUUUCUACUUCGCACUCAUGCUAGCUGGCAUUAUGUUCCAAAUCUUCUAUCCAGAAUAUUUCCCUAAACAAGAUUCAUGGAAUGGAAAUUUAUACUAAUUAUUUUACAAUGAACCGACGACCAUUGCCACAAAUUAAAGCGCAACAAUGAUUUUUUUUUGUAUGAAUGUGAAAUACGACCACCAAAGUGCCCUUAGAGGUUCAGUUUCGAAGUAAUAAUUUGAAUUUGUCAGCAUUUACAAACUAAACUAAACAAAAAAAAAAACAAAAAGUGAAGACAACAAAUUUAGUAUACAACUAAAUCGAACUUAAUAUUUUUGUAUUUUAUAUCAGCAGGGCUUAUUUAUAUAUUUUUUAUAAAUCUUUUUAUAAUGGUAUUUUUGUACACUUAAAUUUGUAUUAAAAGGCAUUUAGUUUUCUUACGUCCGUAUUUUGUUUUGUUUUUAAGUAUACAAUAC
Messenger RNA from Episyrphus balteatus (marmalade hoverfly), 2014 nucleotides. It is a transcript of the gene rho-4, whose product is annotated as protein rhomboid. Gene Ontology annotation, molecular function: serine-type endopeptidase activity; calcium ion binding. NCBI's taxonomy places the organism in Eukaryota, Metazoa, Arthropoda, Insecta, Diptera, Syrphidae. The transcript has 5 exons. The record is from RefSeq and is a predicted model, not a curated record. Bases 483 to 1655 code for a protein of 390 amino acids. Gene Ontology annotation, cellular component: membrane.